Messenger RNA from Meira miltonrushii, 1161 nucleotides. RefSeq lists its product as uncharacterized. Bases 32 to 736 code for a protein of 234 amino acids. The transcript has a single exon. NCBI's taxonomy places the organism in Eukaryota, Fungi, Basidiomycota, Exobasidiomycetes, Exobasidiales, Brachybasidiaceae. The record is from RefSeq and is a predicted model, not a curated record.
CCUCAUACCAUUAAAAUUUUCUUUUUGCAAUAUGAAAACGAUACAACUUUUUGGUUUCAUGCUUCUUUUUCAUAAUGCCGCCGGUUGGCAAGGCUUAAACAUUUUCGUUAAAAGAACCAAUAGUGAGGAGACCCCAAGACUUCAUUUAGACCUCAACAAGUCGCCUCCCAGAGAACCUUCUCCUCCUGAGAACGAUGGAGCAGACCCUCUUAUGCCUACAUCGCAAGGUGACGUUCUCACCUCUUUGAAGCCAAGAAGGCCUUAUGUAUACUAUCCAAGGAAACAAUUGCACGAAUUGAGUACGAACAAGAAAGCAAUAAAAGCCAGACUCGCUCGAGAAAAAUUGCGAGAAGGCAAAAAUGAAAACGCGCUAAGCCUUUCCUUGGAAAAGCAAAGGGCACGCAUGGAACCUCGUAUGGAAAGAUAUCGUAAAGAGACCAAAGAACUUGGUUAUUCAAACCGACCAUUUACGUUGAAAAAAAGAAGAAUUAGGGAAAAGAUUAGAAAAGGUAUAGCAACGGAUGAAGAACGUGAAUAUAUAAGAAAAAUAAAACAAAAACUUUCUGCUAGUCCCUCACAGAAGAAAAAGAUUGACGAUAUGAAAGCAAUAAGGGAAAAAGCACGACAGGGCACGGCAAAUGAAAAAGAGUUAAAUGCUUUGGAAAAACGUAAAAAGGCUGAUCAAGAAACGUAUCAGAGAAGAAAACAGCGGAAGCUGAAUUCUGAUGAGGCUUGAAAACAUUCUAUUGAACGGGCUUGUCGCAAGUGCCACUAGAAUCGAGGGCGGCCGCCCUUGACUAUAGGGUUGGCCUAUGCAAAAGGCGCAAUACAAAAUAGAAAAUGUAAUAACCAGAAUGUCCUGUAAAGUUUUCUCUUCUUCAUCCAUCAUCUUCUUUCUCUUGGUGGGUCUUUUUCUGUCACAAACAGUUUUUUCAGACCCACCCGCCUCCCCUAUCAUAGCGUCGCGCUCAUCCAGCCGUUGUUCCGGCAACGGUCGGGAGCAGGCCAGACGGGAACGUCCACCGAACGUUUUGUAAUCACUUCUUUCUUCAUCAUCAUCCAAUCCUGUCUGAACUGUGCGAUAAGACCAAUUGCCCAAGCUAGGAUGCAAACUAACACUUAUUGCUGGCAAAAAACGAGAACUUUCUAUGAGUAGCUGGU